Molecule: messenger RNA, 556 nt
Organism: Tigriopus californicus
Lineage: Eukaryota; Metazoa; Arthropoda; Copepoda; Harpacticoida; Harpacticidae
Product: intraflagellar transport protein 20 homolog
Exons: 1
Coding region: 158-556 (132 amino acids)
Biological process (GO): intraciliary transport; protein localization to cilium; centrosome localization
Cellular component (GO): centrosome; Golgi apparatus; intraciliary transport particle B
Source: RefSeq, a predicted model, not a curated record
UCUGACAAAUUCAGUUCCACUGCACAGGGAACAAUCGACGAGGUGAGAAAGAGAGCGAGAGACGAGAGAGAGAGAGCAAGAAAGGCUCUUUCCCCAACGAAUAAUGAUGAAGAAAUCGGCGAUUUAACAAUCCCGGAUCGUCUUUUAAUUGGUAACUAUGGAGGGUCGGGACUUGACCCGUUACGGCAUCCGUUUUGACGACCUCAAUCGAGUGCGAGUGAUCGACGAGGAAACCGAGAACCACUCCAGCGAUCUCCGGGACACUUGCAACGCCUUCCUGCGGGACACCACGGAAUUCCAGAAGAUUGCCGACUCUUUCAUCAAGAUCUUUGAUCACGUGUCCAAGGCCGUGGAGCAAGAAAAGAUCAGGGCUAUUGGAUCGCGGAACCUUCUCCAGACCUUCAGUAAGCAGAGGGAGAGCCAGACUCAACAAUUGGACGCACUUAUCCGGGAGAAGAAGCUAGAGGGAGAACGACUCCAGGCUCAGUAUCAAUCCUUGGUCAAGCUGGAAGCCAUGCAAAACGAAUUCAUCGAGCAAUUGAUCCUCCAUAAAUAA